Molecule: messenger RNA, 588 nt
Organism: Ceraceosorus guamensis
Lineage: Eukaryota; Fungi; Basidiomycota; Exobasidiomycetes; Ceraceosorales; Ceraceosoraceae
Product: Tim17-domain-containing protein
Exons: 3
Coding region: 1-588 (195 amino acids)
Biological process (GO): protein insertion into mitochondrial inner membrane
Cellular component (GO): TIM22 mitochondrial import inner membrane insertion complex
Molecular function (GO): transmembrane protein transporter activity
Source: RefSeq, a predicted model, not a curated record
AUGUCAGCCAAGAUGCCGAUGGUCGCGCCUAUCUACCUUCCAGGGCAAGAACCAAUGCCAGCUGGCACGACGCAAGAACAGAUCGACCAAAUGGCUCAAAUGCAACUAUGGACAAAAAGGGCAUCGAUGGCGAUGGAAUCCUGUCCGGUCAAGUGCGCCAUGAGCGGAGCAGCAGGGUUUGCGCUGGGGGGUUUCUUUUCUCUCUUGUCGGCCUCUUUUGCCAUCGAUGACCCCCUUCGACGUUCCAACAUGAUGGCGGCAAAUCUGGCCGCGGGUGGCGCGCCCCAGCCCGAAUUGACUACGGGCCAACAGACCAAACUGUUUUUCAAAGAGACCGGAAAGGGCAUGUAUAGAUCGGCCAAGGGUUUCGGAAAGGUGGGAGCGCUGUACUCGGGCAUCGAAUGCGUGAUCGAAGGUUACAGAGCAAAGAAUGACAUUCACAAUGCGAUAUGGGGGGGCUUCUUUGCGGGAGCUGUGCUCGCUCGGAACAGUGGUCCGAAAGCAAUGGUUGGUGGUGGAGUCGCCUUCGCAGCAUUUUCGGGUGCUAUAGACAUGUACUUCCGUAGGGAAACGCCCGAGGAACCUUAA